AUGCCGAAGAACAAGGGAAAGGGAGGGAAGAACAGGAAGAGAGGAAAGAACGAGGCCGAUGACGAGAAGCGAGAGCUUGUGUUCAAGGAGGACGGCCAAGAGUACGCUCAGGUUCUUCGUAUGCUAGGCAAUGGCCGUUGUGAAGCUACGUGCAUCGACGGAACCAAACGGUUAUGCCACAUCCGUGGAAAGAUGCACAAGAAAGUUUGGAUUGCCGCCGGCGAUAUCAUCCUCGUCGGACUCCGUGACUACCAGGACGAUAAGGCUGACGUGAUCCUGAAGUACAUGCCUGAUGAGGCUAGGCUGUUGAAGGCGUAUGGGGAGUUGCCAGAUAACACUAGGCUCAACGAAGGUAUUGCAGGCCUUGAUGAGGAGGAUGAUGGUGCUGGUGAUGAUUACAUCGAGUUCGAGGACGAGGACAUCGAUAAAAUCUAGGGUUUGUGAACUUGAACUCUGUUUAAGGGCUUUGGCCUAAAUUAAAUUUGCUGUGUUUUUAAUUUCAUUGAAGUAGGGAGAAAAUUAUAUCUAAUGUUUGAACUUUGAAGUGCAUGAAGGUUUACACACAAAAAUUUAUGCACGAGGUUUAUGCUUUGAUGGAAUGGAUGCAAUAAUAGAGCUACCUUUUAAUU
Messenger RNA from Ilex paraguariensis (yerba mate), 629 nucleotides. The record is from the annotation of a GenBank genome assembly. NCBI's taxonomy places the organism in Eukaryota, Viridiplantae, Streptophyta, Magnoliopsida, Aquifoliales, Aquifoliaceae.